Molecule: messenger RNA, 951 nt
Organism: Sardina pilchardus (European sardine)
Lineage: Eukaryota; Metazoa; Chordata; Actinopteri; Clupeiformes; Clupeidae
Product: gamma-crystallin M3-like
Exons: 3
Coding region: 1-951 (316 amino acids)
Biological process (GO): lens development in camera-type eye; visual perception
Molecular function (GO): structural constituent of eye lens
Source: RefSeq, a predicted model, not a curated record
AUGAGAUACGGACACAGUACAGGAGGAAUCAUUGGUAUAACCCUGAAGUCAGAGGCCUUGAAGAUCUGGGCAUUGAGCCGUCAUAUCUCCUGUAGGAUUGAAUUUGAUAUGAGGAAGAUGGAAGAGGAGGAGAAGAAUACCUCCAAAGUUCAACUUUAUCACAAGGAGGAGAGCAACGCCAGGAUUGAAGCAGAUGCGAAGGAUAGGGCUGGACUUUGCCAGAAAUUGAACACCUGUCUAAAUCCAUUACAUCCCAAAGACCAUCCAUUGGGAGGCAUUGUUAAUAUCACCAGUGGGAAGAUAUCUCCAUCAUCUGUCAACAUAGACAAUGCUGUAAAAAUUGGAGAGGUUGCUCUUCAAGAAUUUGAGAAGACCUGGCCAGAGGGAUUUUAUACUUGCGUUCAUCACCAUAUUGACCAAAAUUAUCUUUUUCAGAUCGUCUUUUACGAGGACAGGAACUUCCAAGGUCGCUCCUAUGAGUGCAUGAGCGACUGUUCCGACAUGUCCUCCUUCCUCAGCCGCUGCCACUCCUGCAGGGUGGAGAGCGGUUGUUUCAUGACCUAUGACCGUCCCAACUUCAUGGGUAACCAGUACUUCAUGAGGAAGGGAGAGUACUCUGACUAUAUGCGCAUGAUGGGCAUGAAUGACAACAUCAAAUCCUGCCGUAACAUCCCCAUGCACAGAGGACAGUUCAGAAUGAGGAUCUACGAGAGGGAGAACUUUGGUGGUCAGAUGCACGAGCUGAUGGACGACUGUGACUCCAUCCAGGAGCGUUACCGCAUGUCUGACUGCCAGUCCUGCAAUGUUAUGGAUGGCCACUGGCUCAUGUAUGAGCAGCCCCACUUCAGAGGCAGAAUGAGUUACAUGGCUCCUGGAGAGUACAGAAGCUUCAGGGACAUGGGAUUCAAGUGUAUGAGCAUGAGGCGUAUCAUGCACUCCCUCUAUAACUAA